AUGUGCAGUUUCUCGUCCCCGACGCUGACCAAGCCACCACUGAACGAAGACAGCUUAGCUGAUCUGGAGUUGCUGGAGCACUGGCACCGAUAUCCUGUGACAGGCGACAUGACGGAGACUACGAGACAGCUGCAACACGACCUUGUUCGCUUGGGCUUCUCUCACCACUACUUGCUGAAUAGUAUCCUGGGCCUCACCGCUCUCCAACUCUACAGCGAAGAUCGCUCUCAGUCCAAAUGGUACGCCAGAGCUGUCGCGCAUCAACAAGCUGCAAUUACCCGAGCUAGGCCGCAUUUUGAAUCCUUGACUGAGGCGCAUGGACAAGCUCUGCUGGGGUUUUCUGCAUUCACGUCAAUGUAUGCUGUAGCAGAACCAAUCUAUCGCCCAAGUGGCAUCCGCUCCGAAUCGCCGUUCGAUCCGGUUGAGGAGCUGCUGAAAGCACUUCGCUUCAGUAGGUCUACAAUUAUGUUUGUGCAGCAGAGCUUCCCCCCGGCUGUCAUCUCAGGAUCAUGGCUUCUCACCAAGUUCUCCACCAAUCACCAAGACACUGAGAAUGAUCUUGAGACAAGAUAUCCACAGCUUGCAGUUCUACAGAGAUACAUAACUAGUCACGUUCAAGGGGCUCAUAUGAGAGCAUGCCUCCAGGCCGUGAGAGCACUAUUCCGCUGUAUUGCAACGCUUUCGGAUAAUGUUGGCGACCCUGAGCCUGCAAAGAUAGUUUGGGGUUGGGGACUUGAGGUAAGCCAGAUUUUCCUAGAUCUGUGCUCAGUUCGUUACCCCGCAGCACUUGUAGUUCUAGGUCACUUUGCUGUUUUGAUGAGUUACAACGAGCAUUGGUGUCUGAGUCCAUGGCCAGCUGGUUUGCUGAGCUAUAUUAAUGGGGUUCUUGGGAGUGAGUGGGAACAUAUCAUGAAAUGGCCGGGAUCUGUUGUCUUUGGUGGAAAUCUUGCUAUUAAUCGUCUUACUGCAUGA
This is a messenger RNA of Fusarium mangiferae, 972 nucleotides long. RefSeq lists its product as uncharacterized. Gene Ontology annotation, biological process: regulation of transcription by RNA polymerase II. The transcript has a single exon. The record is from RefSeq and is a predicted model, not a curated record. Gene Ontology annotation, molecular function: DNA-binding transcription activator activity, RNA polymerase II-specific. Lineage: Eukaryota; Fungi; Ascomycota; Sordariomycetes; Hypocreales; Nectriaceae. The coding region runs from base 1 to 972 and encodes 323 amino acids.